AUGGCCGAAUUUGCCCCGCGCUCCAUGAAGCGCAAGAAUGUCAAGGGUCUUGCGCUCACGCCCGCGGCGCCGAAGGCACCGCCGACAUCGAACGCUCCCCUCCAAGUAGGCGGCUGGGGGACCGGCGGCUCAAAACACGAAGAAGGGGGCGACGAAAAGCUUGAGAUUGGCAUCGAGUUCAACCUGAGUCUGAAGCAAGAAGAUAUCGAGAUCAUAAAAGAGCUGGGGUCGGGCAAUGGAGGCACCGUGAGCAAGAUCAAGCAUCUCCCAACGGGAACAACUAUGGCGCGCAAGGUCAUUCAUGUCGAGGCCAAGAAGGAGAUGAGGAGACGUAUCGUCCGUGAGCUCCAGAUCAUGCACAACUGUCACUCCAACUACAUCGUGACGUUUUACGGUGCCUUUCUCAACUCCCACAACGAUGUUAUCAUGUGCAUGGAAUAUAUGGACGUCGGGGCCCUCGACCGAGUCUCCCGAGUCUUCGGGCCCGUUCGAGUCGACGUUUUGGGCAAGAUCGCAGAAGCCACAUUAGGUGGACUGACAUACCUAUACGAGAAACAUCACAUCAUGCAUCGAGACAUUAAACCGUCAAAUAUCCUGGUCAACUCUCGAGGCCACAUCAAGCUUUGCGACUUUGGUGUCUCAGGAGAACUGAUCAACUCCGUUGCCGAUACCUUUGUGGGCACGUCUACAUACAUGGCGCCGGAGCGAAUCCAAGGAGAGAAGUACACGGUAAAGUCGGAUGUGUGGAGUUUUGGUCUAACUAUAAUGGAGUUGGCUAUUGGAAAGUUCCCCUUUGCUGCAAGCGAACAGCUCUCGGACGGAGACGGCGCACCCGCUGGUAUUCUAGAUCUGCUACAGCAGAUCGUCCAUGAGCCUGCGCCAAGACUGCCCAAGAGUGAUGCGUUCCCAUCGAUUUUGGAGGAUAUGAUCCAGAAAUGCUUAUACAAGGGUCCCGACGAGCGGCCAACACCGCAGGAACUUUUUGAACGUGACCCGUUCGUACAGGCAGCCAAGCGGACACCUGUCGACCUCAGAGCUUGGGCAGUGAGCUUGAUGGAAAGAGACAACCGUAAAUCACAUCUGGCGCCUCAGCUCUCGCCUGCAACACAGGAGCUUCUGAGGUCAGGUGAUUCGCCGACAUAUCAGGGCAGCGCCGCUGAUCACGAUCCCGCGUUUACACCUACUUCAGGCGAGAUCCCUAUCGCGAGCAUGAGUGGCAUGACCAUCUCGUCCCCACGAGAACAACUACACAACCGGUCACCCACUCGGAACGGACUCGGAAGUUUCGGACGCGCGGCUGGCUCGAACGCACACCCUGGCCUGGGACAAAGGUCGGCAACAUCAGGCACGAUACCCAAAGCUGGUACUCCUGACUUGUCUCAUCCCGCAAGCGCGAGCGCUGGCCAAGCCACUUUCGCCCUUCCGGGCCGACCCGCACCACCUGGUGGUCCACUCCCUCCACCUCCUCCAAGAAAGGAGACUCCUGAUGAAUUGAGGGGCAGCCGCCGUCAAGCAACAUUUGGACCGCCAUCUAAUGGAUAUGGUGGGCCGCCAUCCAACGGGUACGGGAAUAUUGGCUACCAGUGA
This is a messenger RNA of Truncatella angustata, 1587 nucleotides long. RefSeq names its product kinase-like domain-containing protein. NCBI's taxonomy places the organism in Eukaryota, Fungi, Ascomycota, Sordariomycetes, Amphisphaeriales, Sporocadaceae. The coding region runs from base 1 to 1587 and encodes 528 amino acids. Gene Ontology annotation, biological process: protein phosphorylation. Gene Ontology annotation, molecular function: ATP binding; protein kinase activity. The transcript is spliced from 4 exons. The record is from RefSeq and is a predicted model, not a curated record.